Lithohypha guttulata is the source of this 963-nucleotide messenger RNA. RefSeq lists its product as uncharacterized. The record is from RefSeq and is a predicted model, not a curated record. Gene Ontology annotation, cellular component: extracellular region. Gene Ontology annotation, molecular function: ribonuclease T2 activity; RNA binding. Gene Ontology annotation, biological process: RNA catabolic process. The transcript has 5 exons. Lineage: Eukaryota; Fungi; Ascomycota; Eurotiomycetes; Chaetothyriales; Trichomeriaceae. Bases 1 to 963 code for a protein of 320 amino acids.
AUGAAGGUGAACAGUCUUUCUGCAGCGUCGCUACUGACAGGCCUCGCUCUAGCUCAGGAUCUGUAUCCUGGACUGACCACAGUCAACCAUACUUGUGCGAUUAAGCCGCGACUUCGUUCUUGUCCAGCACAAAGCCCUUCAAGCGUGGAUACAUGCUGCACAGAAACGUUUGGUGGACUGAUCCUCCUAACACAAUUCUGGAGCACAUACACUGGAUUGGAAGCACAAGGUCAGCUCCUGCCAAGAGAUACUUGGACUCUGCAUGGUCUAUGGCCGGAUUUCUGCAAUGGUUCAUACACCCAGUAUUGUGACCUGAGAAGGCAGUACGAUCCUGUUCCUAGCCCCAAUACAACCAACGGUCUGCCUAAUGGCACCGUUGUUCCUCCGUACAGAGGUGCGCCUGUCUCUACCUUCCUUGAGGCUUUUCAGAGAUACGACCUGUUGGACUAUAUGAACACAUAUUGGGUCAACCAGCGCGCCUCCAACAACGAGUUUUGGGCUCACGAAUUCAGCAAGCAUGCCACUUGCUUCAGUACUUUCCAGCUUCCUUGCUACGGCCCUCGGUACCAAAACCAUUCGGACGUGAUCGAUUAUUUCGAAACCACAAUCGAGUACUAUCGACGCUUCCCAACGUGGGGCUGGUUAGCGCAAAACAAUAUCCGACCAAGCAAUACCACACAGGUUACCUUGUCCGACGUCCAAGGCACUUUAGCCAGAGCUUCGGGAGCUACUCCAUAUGUUGGCUGCUCCGGUCCACGUUACAACGAGACCGACGCGGGUAGGGGUGGAAAUGACACUGGUCGGACUGUCAUCAGUGAGGCAUGGUACUACAUGCACGUCUUUGGUCGACCUCAGGAGGGCGUAGCGAUCCCAGUGAACGCGACAGGGUCGUCGUCGAACUGUGCCAGGGCUAGAAACGCUCUCUGGUACUACCAGACCACGCCAGGAUCCAUCAGAUCUUGA